ACCCUUGCUGGAACCUCGGCACGUCCCUGAACGUGGCGGCGAGGGUGUAGUCCAGCGAGCACUAGAGGAGGCCGAUGGGGGCGGAGACAGGAGCGGAGGCGGAGGAGAUAGUGAUCCUCCAGCUAGUCCAAGGGCGUCUCGGCAGCACGAGGUGGCGGGGAGGGCGGAGGAGGAGGAGAAGGAGGAGAAGGAGGCAGGCAGCGAUGAAAGAAGUGUCAGGGUCACUGACACCCCCCAGCACCCUCAGACGAGGAAGGAGUGGCGAUCGCAGCAGGCGAACACCGUGUGGGGGGAGGUGGGGAGGGACGGCGGUCCUGCAACGCAAUGCGGCGAGACCCCCUACCGUCCCCCACUGCCACCACCUCCCGCCCCCGCCAGCGGCAGCGCCACCAGGAAGUCCAGGCGAACGUCCAUGGGCUCGGCGGCGGGGUCGUCCGUAUCGAAGCGGACGGAGGCAGAGCGCUCCCCGACGGCGAUGACGGUCACCUCGAAACCCGCCAAGGGGCCUCGGCAGAGUCGCGCCCGCACGUCGGGGGCGAGGGCGGGCGGGCGUCCAGGGCCGCGGCGGCCAGGCAGCACCGUGAGGCCAUCCGCCCACUCAUCGUUCAGCUCAUCCUCGAACGCGUCCUGACCUGCAGCAGGCCCAGCAGCGACAUCAGCGAGAGGGAGGCCCACAGGGGCAGGCUGCGGACGGCGCCGCCGCCGCUGCCUGCGACCGCCCCCCGUGGCGUCCUCCAUCACGUGGUCCCUAACCGCCUCGCCGCCGCCAGCACGAACUUCAUCAGCCCCAUCACCGGGGCCCGCAGCACCACCGCCACGGCCUCCGCGCCCUCGCCGCCGCCGCCGCCGCGCGGGGGCAGCUGCAGCGCCAGGCACGGGCGCAGGCGGCUCGGCGGCAGGGCUCCGCAAGCCCGCCACCGCCGCGCGCAGAAGGCCCUCCGCGGCGCGCAACAGGCGCACCCCAUCGCGGGAGUGCCCUGCUGCCAGCCCCGCGGCCGCAUGCGCCGCGAGGAGGGCCCCGCGGGCCGCCUCCUCGGCGCGGCGCAGGCCGGCGGCCUUCGGCGAGAGCGAACCCGGCAUCGGCCACGCGGCGAGCGCGCCGAAGGCGCGGCCCAGCGGCACGGGGCAGGAGCCAAGACGGUUCUUAAGGAGGAGAAGGAGGAGGAGAAAGAGGGGGAGGAGGAGGAGGAGAAGGUGCAAGAUGGGCAGGAGGAGCAAGAAGAAGAGGAGCAAGAGGGGGAUGAAGAGGUGGAGACGUUGGAAUAACAAUAACUUACUUCUUUUCUCCUUGAAGCCAGCGCCCUGCCCAAUGCCACGAACCGUGCCCACCUGCGACCACGUGCCCCAUUCCCCAACUACAGGGGCAACACAGAUCAGAAUGAGGGUACCCAGCCGUCUUACAUUACCCUCUGGUGUGUGGUGGGUACAGGUUCCGCGGGGCAGAUGGUUCAGGUGUUCGUAUUUGCAUACGGUCACUGCCCAGUAACCCCGGAUGGUGCACAACGUGAUGUGUCACGUAAGCUGCUGCUGGGGUCUGGCAACUCCUCGCACACACCCACUCAACACACAACACACACAACACACAGCACACACACACACCACACACACACAGCACGCACAACACACAACACACGCAACACACACCACACACACAGAGGGUGCAAUGGCAAAACUCAUCUACCAACAAUGGUUGACGGAGUUGACUCCAGCCGGAUCAACGGGCAGCAGAGCGUUGACACCUGAGCUGUGCAGUUACAGCUGCACGCCAGCCUAACGCAUCGUCG
Messenger RNA from Prorocentrum cordatum, 1784 nucleotides. Lineage: Eukaryota; Dinophyceae; Prorocentrales; Prorocentraceae. The record is from the annotation of a GenBank genome assembly.